AAUAUUGAUUUAUACAAAAGUAAGACUAAAGGGAAAAGGACAGAAAGAUGGGAUUCAGUUGUUAAAACUCAUAGUGAAGGACAAAAGACAUGGUACGUAAUUAUUAAACAUUUAUGCCCUUUCAUAAUAUGUCAUAUGUUUUAUAAAAAAAACUCUUAUCUUUAUUUUAAAUGAAUUAUGUUGAACUUUUAUACAAUCUAUAGUGAUAUUUGACCUUUUGAAUGUUUGGCAUGAUAUUGGAGUUCUGAGAACCAAGUUUCAGCAAACCAGCUGCAAGCUGCAAAUGAAAACAACAACCAAUGGGGAGAACUUGUAACAAGUAACAACAUAUAUAUAUAUAUAUAUAUAUAAAAUACAUAUGUUAAGAAUUGGGAGAAUUUUCAUUGGAGAUGGUCUUAUGGACUUUAAACGCAUACAAAGAUCUUAAUAUUAAAAUGUGAAAUAUUCAACGAUGUUAUCGCCGGUAGAUUUAUUGUCUACAAGCUAGUAUAUAUUAUCACUCAUCAUAACAGAAAUACAGAUUGAGAUCUUAGGAAAAGAAUCUUUAUUAAUCAAAAUUUGACUCAAAGCCUGUUUUGCGCAUACUUACGUACAUUUAUAUUUUUAUACUAUAUUAUUUGUUGGUUCUUAGAUUGGUAUGGACGUUGAGUUAUUUAUUAUUGACAUGAUAAUGUGAGGGUUAGCCAAGCUGUGUUAGAGUAUGUUUCCUUCCGUUGAACAGAUGGAAGAAGUGAGCAUUAAAACAUGUGAGAGUGGGGCAGGGCAGGUAACUGUCCUUUAUACAAUAAGAAGAAGUGGGUAUUUGCAUUAGAUUUCUGACAUCUUACCCACACUUAACACUCAUAUUACUUUUCAAAUAUUUAUGGUAACAAAUGGGCAAUGAUUGCGAGGCUUUUUCCUGGUAGGACUGAUAAUUCCGUCAAGAACCAUUGGCAUGUUAUCAUGGCUCGUAAGUAUAGAGAACACUCCUCUGCUUACCGUAGGAGGAAGCUUAUGAUUAAUAAUCCACUUAAACCUCAUCUUCCUAAUCACCGUAGCCCUAAUUGCCCCUCUUUUAUCUCCACUAAGCAUUACUUUACACGGCCUUUCCACGAGUUUAAUUUGACUCACCACCUGGUUAAUCAUGCGACUAUGACGGCUGACCAAAAUCAUCUUGUGUUGCCUUUCCAUUGCUUUCAAGGUUAUGAGAGCACUGAGGCUCCAACGGUCGUGAGUAUGUUUGGCAAUCAAAUGAUGAUCGAGGAUAAUGUUGGUGCCACGUCAGAAGCGUUAUAUAAUUUUCCGUACGUUGACUCAAUGAGCCAAGAGAAAGGAGUGCCAAAUGAAGCAAUGAAUUUGAUUGGAAUGGAAGUGGUAGAUGAGGAAGUGGCGGAAUUAAAAGGCAAAGCAGCAACCACAUUUUUUUGAUUUUCUUGGCUUGGGGACGGCAUGAAUCUUGAACUAAGUGUAGUUCUAAUGCGUUAAUAACAGUGUUAAUUUGGUUACAGAAAAGCAAGAAGUUAUCUCUAUUAGCAAGAAAGCAAACAAACCAAGAUCCAUGUCCGUGUCCUUGUGUUUGCGUUAAUUAGCAAACUGUAGAUUAUUGUUGUCGCUUGUCGGCUGUCUAGUGGAACAAUUGAUAAACUCUUGGCAUUACUAACUAAUAUGUUUAUGAACUAAGGGGACUGUCGUAAGAAAAGGUAAAAUAUUUGGGAAGAAGAGAUGUAAAAACGUGUUAAAGAUGUGUGAUGAGUAAAAAAACAAUGAGAGAGAGAUUGAUAGAGAAAGAGAAGGGAAAUUAAAAGAGUUGGAGAAAGAGACGAAGAUGCGUAUAAAGAGAUGAUGAGCUGCCAAAGAUUGAGGCAGAGAUUGUGCAACAGAAAGGCCAAACAUGAAACAUGCUCACCAAAUCUCUCACACACAUUGCAUUCGUUUCUUCCCUCCAACCCGUUUCUCCAACUCUUUACCUAUCUGUCUCUCUCAUAUCACGCGGACCCACAUGCUUCUUUUCCUCUUUUGUAUAUAUAUUUUUACGUUGUAGACAUAAAAGAAUUUGCAUUUUUGGGAGUAAAAUUUGUUUUGGUUUUGAAUAUUGGUUAUUUUAGUAUAUAUCGUAGAGGUAAAUGUAGGAGUUUUGUUAGGUUUUUAAAUAAGUUGCAGAUUAUAGAAAAUUAAGGUUUCAAGUCCCGAAAAAAACGAUUUAUUAAACAAUUAUGCAGAAUACGGAAGAAAGGCUUACAAGGGAUUUUCAACAUGGUGUAAGUAAAUCUUGUCAGACGUGGAUCUUCAUAGAACGCUCAAAUGAUGCAGUUAGACGUAGGUCUUCAUAAGGCAUGUAAUAUUUUCGGUUGUCGAAUCGUUUAUGUAAUCUUUCUCAUAUCAUAAGUGUAAGAUCAUAAUAAAUCAAUGCUAAAAAUAAUAAAUAAGUUGACAAAAAUGGUAAAAACGUUAUAUUUACCAUGCUAAUUAAUCUAUACUAUUAUUUAUGAAGUGAUUUAGCUUAUUUGUCAUGAUUUUCAUG
Brassica napus (rape) is the source of this 2500-nucleotide messenger RNA. RefSeq names its product transcription factor MYB117-like. The record is from RefSeq and is a predicted model, not a curated record. The transcript has 2 exons. The coding region runs from base 880 to 1407 and encodes 175 amino acids. NCBI's taxonomy places the organism in Eukaryota, Viridiplantae, Streptophyta, Magnoliopsida, Brassicales, Brassicaceae.